Molecule: messenger RNA, 935 nt
Organism: Polypterus senegalus (gray bichir)
Lineage: Eukaryota; Metazoa; Chordata; Cladistia; Polypteriformes; Polypteridae
Gene: psmd10
Product: proteasome 26S subunit, non-ATPase 10
Exons: 5
Coding region: 40-720 (226 amino acids)
Molecular function (GO): protein binding
Source: RefSeq, a predicted model, not a curated record
GCCAGCAGCCCUGUGACAUCCUAUCGGGACUGUACAGCAAUGGAGCCGUCUGUUUCUAACUUAGAAAUAUGCAAUUUGGCAUACCAAGGGAAGUUUGACAGCCUGAAAAGUAAAAUUUUGUCUAAUAAGUCACUCGCUAACAAAACAGAUCAGGACCAUCGGACAGUUCUGCACUGGGCUUGUUCAGCUGGACACACAGAUAUUGUAGAAUUUAUAUUAGGUUUAAAUGUAGAAAUUGAUCUAAAAGAUGAUGCAUCUUGGGCGCCCCUGCAUAUUGCAGCUUCUGCUGGAAGAGAGGAAAUCGUGAGGGCUUUGAUCAGUAGAGGAGCACAGCUGAACAUUAUAAAUCAAAAUGGCUGCACACCACUACAUUACGCAGCUUCAAAAGACAGAUACGAGAUAGCUCUUAUGUUGCUGGAAAAUGGAGCUGACCCAAAUGCUACGGACAAGUUCGAGUCCACUCCCUUGCACCGAGCUGCAGCCAAGGGAAACUUUCGGCUGAUCCAACUUCUUUUAAAACAUGGUGCUUCAACCAAUAUCCAGGAUUCUGAAGGAAAUACACCUUUACAUCUUGCUUGUGAUGAAGAGAGAGGUGAAGCUGCCAAGCUGCUGGUGGAACAUGGGUCAAGUAUUUAUAUAGAAAACAAGGAGGAAAAAACCCCUUUGCAGAUAGCCAAAGGUGGGCUAGGCCCUCUACUGAGAAGAAUUGUGGAAGGUUGAUGUAAAAUGUUUGUCACCACACUGUUUUCAUCAGAAAAAAGAAGACUGGAAUACAUUUGCAGUUGACGUUUUUGCUAGUCUGAAGCAUUCUCACUCUAUAAAAAUUAUUGGUUGUAAAUACCAAUUGCCAAGUAAGUCAACUGUAUUAACACAGUCAUUUGUUUUAUUUAAAUUGUAUUGGCUGACAUUAUGGAUUAUAGUUGUGUUUUUCAUCA